CUUCUCAUCUUGCUCCAAUAGGGUGGUGUGGGGAGGUUAUACAAAUAGCAUUCAUUGGAGUUCUGUUGUCGUGGAAGUUCUCUGAGCACACACACUUGUUCCAUAACGGAGCAUUGGUGUGUUGUAUUUUUAGCCCAGUAUAAGGUGUAUGAGCUCAGUUUGAAGAUGUCUCUUAUAGAAGGUCUUCUACAGACAUCAAGCACGGUGACACUGCUGGGUACUGUGCUGUUUCUGCUGGUCCUCUACCUCCGCUCCUCUGGUUCCAACUUUGAGGAACAGGGGAAGGAGCCUCCAGGACCGAGGCCGCUGCCCCUGCUUGGUAACAUGCUCCAGCUGGACCUCAAGAAGCCCUACUGCACUCUCUGCGAGCUCUCCAAGAAAUAUGGUUCCAUCUUCACGGUUCACUUCGGACCCAAGAAAGUGGUUGUUCUGGCAGGAUACAAGACGGUUAAGCAGGCGCUGGUCAACCAGGCAGAGGACUUUGGGGACAGGGACAUCACACCUGUGUUCUAUGAUUUCAACCAAGGACAUGGUAAUGAUAUUUUACUCUUCUGCUGGCUAUGUCCCAUUCGUAAAGGGAUAGUUCACCCAAAUGACAACCUGUCUUAUUGAUUUCCUUAAUCUGUAAGCAGUCU
Molecule: messenger RNA, 635 nt
Organism: Oncorhynchus tshawytscha (Chinook salmon)
Lineage: Eukaryota; Metazoa; Chordata; Actinopteri; Salmoniformes; Salmonidae
Product: cytochrome P450 2K1-like
Exons: 2
Coding region: 166-612 (148 amino acids)
Cellular component (GO): intracellular membrane-bounded organelle
Molecular function (GO): monooxygenase activity; iron ion binding; oxidoreductase activity, acting on paired donors, with incorporation or reduction of molecular oxygen
Source: RefSeq, a predicted model, not a curated record